UUCGUUAGUCACUGUUCAUUCACAUCAGAAACUUCUUCUCAGGCCAAGAAAAAAAUGGCGGCAAUAAGGACGAUGACGAACUUGAUCGUACGCGAGUUUAUCCAUCACCCUCUCCUCUUCCACUCUUCGUCGAAAUCGUGCCAAUCUCUUUUCCCAUCGAUCCGUCGCAUUCCCGGGGUUGCUCUGGUUCGCUCUAAUUUACGAUUCGGAUCGUUCCGAUGCGCGGCGUCAAAUUCCGGCGGAGGCGGUGGUGGUGAUCGGAAAGUUUCGUCACGGUUGUCUCAGGUGCAACAGAUGCUUCAUGAGGCGGAGGAGAGGGCUAGUUCCGCUGGCAAUGAGCCUACUCCUCAAAUCACUCUAGAGCAUGUUACACUUAACUUUGCUAGAAGCGGUGGUCCUGGAGGCCAGAAUGUCAACAAAGUGAAUACCAAAGUAGAUAUGCGCUUCAAUGUGAAAAACGCGUACUGGCUAAGUGACAGGAUCAGAGAGAAGAUCAUACAAACGGAGAAGAAUCGGAUCAACAGGGACGGAGAACUCGUCAUCUCUUCAACCAAAACCAGGACGCAGAAAGGCAACAUCGACGAUGCACUUGCAAAGCUGCAGGCGAUUAUUGAUGCGGCUUCAUAUGUUCCACCACCACCGUCAGAAGAACAGAAGAAGAAAAUCGUAAAGAUGGCUGCCAAAGCUGAUGAGAAACGGCUUAAAAGCAAAAAAGUUCUUUCGGACAAGAAAGCUGCCAGAAGAGACCGGAAUAGCUGGGAUUAAAACUUAAACCAAUACAAAUGGAGUCCAUGUUGACUCCAAAGCUUUAACUUAGAUGAGUAUGUCAUUUUCUUGGCGUUUAGUGUUACGCAACAAUCAAAAAACUUUUCUAUAGUUUAUAUAUAUACUUUUACUGUCUAGUGACAUGUUCUUCUCCUGAUCUUUAAUCAAUAUGGUGUA
This is a messenger RNA of Eruca vesicaria subsp. sativa (arugula), 942 nucleotides long. Lineage: Eukaryota; Viridiplantae; Streptophyta; Magnoliopsida; Brassicales; Brassicaceae. The record is from the annotation of a GenBank genome assembly.